AUGGUCUUUGAUCAGAACAAAGCUCUCAGCUCUUCAGACUCACCUCUCUUUCGCUGCCACAACCCCAACCCUCCCGACGGGAAGCUCAAGACGCAGAACGAGAUCGACUCCUUGCCUGCAAAAAUUGAUAGCCUUAACAGGGACCUCGAGGUUCUUAUCAAGAGCGGUGUUCUCUGCGAAAACGGCGUCGUUUUGUCGAGUAGUUAUUCAAAGAGGGAGACGAUUAGGGCGGAGACGACGAUUCUGAUCACUCGGCUCCAGAUCGGGACCACUGAGUCGAAGAACACGGUGCUCGACUCACUCCUCGGACUCUUGAAGGAAGACGAUAAGAGCGUGUUGAUCGCUGUGUCGAAAGGAGUCGUUCCGCUGCUCGUCAUCCUACUCGAUUCCACUUCUUCGCCGGAGAUUAAGGAGAAAACCAUCAUCGACGAAAAUUUCUACCGUUGA
Messenger RNA from Ipomoea nil (Japanese morning glory), 447 nucleotides. RefSeq lists its product as uncharacterized. Lineage: Eukaryota; Viridiplantae; Streptophyta; Magnoliopsida; Solanales; Convolvulaceae. The transcript has 2 exons. The coding region runs from base 1 to 447 and encodes 148 amino acids. The record is from RefSeq and is a predicted model, not a curated record.